AUGUCUCUCUUACAAUCUCUCCUUUCCCAACGCAACGCUUUUGAUCCUUUAUAUGGAUUCUUCUUUUACGACUUGAGUUCUUCAGGAAAUGAUAAUAGUAAUGCCCUGCAGAUGAACUGGAAAGAAACUUCCCAUUCCCACGUAUUCGAAAUCGAUCUUCCGGGACUCACAAAGGAACAAGUCAAGCUUGAAAUCCAUGAAGGAAGGAUUGUCCACGCCUUUUGUGGUGUAGUGAGCGCAGAGAGGAAGCUGGAAGAUGAAGAUGAUGAUCAGAAGGGUGACAAGUGGCACUGCAGGGAGAGGACACGUGGAGGCUUCUUCGUGAGAGAGUUUCGAUUGCCUGACAACUCCAAGGUUGAUGAGAUUAAGGCUUCGAUGAGUGAUGGGGUUUUGGAGAUUGUUGUUCCGAAGCUACAGGAAGUGAAGAAUAAGAAUAAGCAGGUCAAACAUAAGAGGGCAGUUGAGAUUGAUGGAGAAGAAGCUGAUCAUGCAGGAAAUGCUCCCAAAGGACUUGGCCGUUUUGUUUGCUGCAAGGCUUAG
Morus notabilis is the source of this 540-nucleotide messenger RNA. Its product is annotated as 16.9 kDa class I heat shock protein 3. The transcript is spliced from 2 exons. The record is from RefSeq and is a predicted model, not a curated record. Bases 1 to 540 code for a protein of 179 amino acids. Lineage: Eukaryota; Viridiplantae; Streptophyta; Magnoliopsida; Rosales; Moraceae. Gene Ontology annotation, biological process: response to hydrogen peroxide; response to salt stress; response to heat.